Molecule: messenger RNA, 4497 nt
Organism: Quercus lobata
Lineage: Eukaryota; Viridiplantae; Streptophyta; Magnoliopsida; Fagales; Fagaceae
Product: Tetratricopeptide repeat (TPR)-like superfamily protein
Exons: 5
Coding region: 83-2284 (733 amino acids)
Biological process (GO): RNA modification
Molecular function (GO): protein binding; RNA binding
Source: RefSeq, a predicted model, not a curated record
CUUCUAGGGUGUUGAUAUUCAAACUUUUGAAAAUCCACAAACAAAUUUGGAUCCUGGUUCCGUCCGACAUAUACAAUGACUGAUGAAGCUCCCAUUUUUGAAAACCAUAACUGAAAGCACCGCCCAACAACUCCAACUCCAACUCGUUAAACUCAACCAACAACUCGCAAACCUCACUCGCUCAAAUCGUUACUCCGAUUCCCUCCACCUAUUCGCCAAAAUCCACUCGUCCCAACACCUCAAACCAGACCACUACACCCUCUCCACCGCUCUCACCGCCUCCGCUAAUCUCCGCCAAACCUCAUUUGGGAACCAACUCCACGCCCAUGCCAUAUUCACAGGCCUCAGAUUCUACCCUCAUGUAGCAAACACUCUGCUUUCGCUCUAUGCGAAAGCUGAGGAUUUGCAUUCCGUGAAAUGGGUUUUCGAAGAGAUUGAGAACCCAGAUGUUUAUUCGUGGACCACGCUGUUAUCGGCGUGUACUAAGCUUGGCAACUUUGCGGAUGCUUGGGAGGUGUUCGAUAAAAUGCCGAGGAGAGAUGUGGCGGUUUGGAAUGCGAUGGUUACUGGGUGUUCGGAGAAUGGGCAGGCGGAGAUUGCUGUUAGUCUGUUUAGUGAAAUGCAUAGGGUGGGUGUUAGGCAUGAUAAUUACACUUUUGCUAGUGUUUUGAGUGUGUGUUCUUUGGAGGGUUUGGAUUUUGGUAGGCAGGUACAUUCGUUGGUGAUCAAAACUGGGUAUUUUGUUAGAGCUUCUGUGGUUAAUGCUCUGCUUACAAUGUACUUUAAUUGUGGACUUGUUGCGAAUGCGUAUGAGAUAUUUGAAGAGGCAGAUGAUGACGUUUAUGAUCAGAUUACUUUUAAUGUGAUGAUAGAUGGAUUGGUAAGUGUGGGAAGAGAUGAAGAUGCCUUGGGACUGUUCCGAGAUAUGCACAAGGCUUGUCUCAGGCCUACUGAACUGACUUUUGUGAGUGUGAUGAGCCCGUGUUCAUCUGCGAGAUUUGGGCAUCAGGUACAUGCCCAAGCAGUUAAAAUGGGUUUUGAAGCUUUUACAUGUGUGAGCAACGUGACUAUAACUAUGUAUUCCAGUUGUGGGGAUUUACAUGCUGCUCACGUGGUCUUUGAGAGACUCAGGGAGAGGGAUCUUGUCUCAUGGAACACCAUGAUUUCAAGUUACGCUCAAAGGAAUUAUGUUAGAUCAGCAACCUUGGCCUACCUGCAAAUGCAAAGGGCAAGAAUUGAACCAGAUGAGUUUACUUUUGGAAGUUUAUUAGCAAGCUCGGAAAGCUUAGAAGUUGUGGAGAUGAUACAUGCUGCUGCAUCUAAAAAUGGUCUUGUGAUGCGAAUCCAAGUUUCUAAUGCAUUAGUUUCUGGAUACUCUAAGCAUGGGAAGAUAAAUCAGGCUUAUAAACUAUUCCUUGAAAUAUGCCCCAGAAAUUUGAUCUCCUGGAAUACUAUUAUUGCGGGGUUUUUGUUUAAUGGAUGUCCAAUACAGGGGUUUGAGCAAUUCUCUAAAUUGCUCAAAACGGAACUAAGGCCAGAUGUCUAUACCCUCAGUCUUAUUUUGAGCCUUUGUGCUAGCAUUUCAUCCUUGGAACAUGGGAGACAGGUUCAUGGUUACAUUCUUAGAUUGGGGUUCUUUUCAGAGAUGUGUUUAGGUAAUGCCCUUGUGACAAUGUAUGCAAAAUGUGGGGCUUUAGAUUGGUCUUUGAAAGUGUUCAAUGCAAUGGGUGAAAGAGAUACAGUUUCUUGGAAUUCCCUAAUAUCUGCUUAUGCACAACAUGGGCAAGGAAAGGACGCUGUGAACUGUUUCGAAGCAAUGCAAGACUCAUCUGGGUUCAAACCAGAUCACGCAACCUUCACUGCAGUUCUUUCUGCCUGCAGCCAUGCAGGUUUAGUUGAUGAUGGUACUCGGAUCUUCAACUCUAUGGUAAAAAAUUAUGGAUUGAUACCCAGAGUGGAUCACUUUUCUUGCAUUGUUGACCUUCUAGGUCGUGGUGGAUAUCUUGAUGAGGCAGAAAGAAUAAUAAACAGUGAGCAUUUUGAAACACAUUCCAAUAUCUGGUGGACAUUGUUUAGUGCUUGUGCAGCUCACGGCAAUAUAAGGCUAGGAAGAAUAGUUGCUGGAUUUCUUCUUGAAACUGAACGCUAUAAUCCAUCAGUUUAUGUGCUUUUGUCAAAUAUAUAUGCAGCUGUAGGUCAAUGGGAAGAAUCAGCUAAUGUUAGGGAAUUGAUGAAGAAAACUGGGGUGAUGAAACAAGCCGGAUGCAGUUGGAUUGGGUCAUAAAUCCUUUUAUAUAUAAGUUGUUAACCCUUUCAAUUGGGAGGCUAACAAAUCCAAGGUUAGCUUGAAAUUUUCACUGCAAUCCAUGGCAAUUUCUUGAUCUGAUUUAAUCAAGACAUGGUAAGUUGUUAAGCCCACUACAUUCAGUUCAACAAGGCUAGACAAGUGAGAAACCUGCUGAGGGCUGUUAAUAUUAUUGAAGGCUACAUUUCAUUUAUCAAAAGAAGCCAACGUCCUUCAGUAGAGGUGCUCUCUAGAAAGAGAAGGGAAUUACUAUGAUACUGUGAUCAACAUCAACCGCCCCAUGUUAAUGUUACGUUGUCAUUAUGGAUGUUCAUAAAUCCUCCUAUCUAUAUCCACUGUUAGGUCUUAACUGCAUCACCCUCAUCAUUAGCAUUAGCAAUAUCAUCACUAUCAUUAUGGGAUCAUAUGAUGAUAUCAUCUUACAUCAUCAAAGCCCUGAUGACAGUGAAGGAGAGAAUCUUUUUGGAUUUGCAACCAAAAAAGGCUUGAUUAUUAUAUAAUAUCCUUCCUUUCUCAAAAUUGGAACAUUGAUUAUAUAACAUCCUUCAUUGACAAACUUUUGAAUUGCUGAAAUACAAUUUAUUUGUAAUGUAGAAUUCAUUAACAAUGUUUUUCCAGUAAGUUCUACAUUCUUUGUCGAUGAUUACUGGAACUCCCAAGUUGUUCUAGCAUAAACAGGAAGUUCCCACUUCCAGGGUCAUGAUGGUCUCUCCAAGAAGUCAACUUCAAGUUUUCAUCCAUUGACGUGUUUGGAAGAAAUGUAUCAGUUGGAUUUUCAAAACUCUGCCACAGACUUGUCAGUGUUGUCACAUGUAUACCAAAGGGUUUCUAGAAUCUGUGAGAUUCAAAAUUUUAUCUGUACACAUUGACACCAAUAAACACUUUCAGCAUACCAAUGAGUCUUCUCACUACUCGUAUCCAAUACCUGGAGAUAGCUUAUUUGGAUACAGAUGUUGGUCAGCCUGAGUUUACACCUCCUGGUUUCCUAUCCCUCACAGCAGUUGACAAACUAUCCCCAGAUUUGACAAUACCAUGUCUGAACUCUAAAGACACCAGAGAGGUGCUUCUCCUUCGGUGAUUUAUCUUCAAAAAGGGAUCCAACAUUGUACUUGAAUGCUAUAUUUUCCCUACGUGGUUACUAUUGAAAGGAGUACUGCUUGUCUAACAAGAGGAAAAACCCAACUAAGAUUGAAUUGCCUCUUGUCGUCAAUACUCCUGGCAGGGUGAAAGGCAUUGGUUAUGACAUUGGUGGAUAGAUCAAGCAUGAUAGCUCUGUUUCUAUUGUGAGUACAAAUCGCAUUAAAGCUCCACCAUUUUACUAAAUCGCAAAUUCAACGUGAAGAGUUAUAUGAUGCCCUAAACAAUUCGAGACCAUCAGAGCAAGAGUUACCGCUUGAAGAUUUUGGUGAUUGUGAGUUGAAAUCCAAGCCAUAUGUCGGAAUGCAAUUUGACUCCCUUGAUGAUGUUGAAACUUUUUACAAAGAAUUUGCCAAAAAAGAAGGUUUUGGAAUCCAUAUCCGUACGAGUAAAAAAGCACCCAGAAGUGAUAAUGUAACUAGUCAUAUUUAUGUAUGUUGUAGUGAAGGGCCGUGCAAAAUAGAAAAUGCAUUAGACAGUGGUUUGAGCAGAGGUGAUGAAAACAAGGCCUGUAGAAGUUGCUCAAGUCUUAGAACUAGAUGUGAAGCAAUGCUUUGGGUCAUGAAGAAUAAGAAGUUGCAGAAAUGGGUUGUGAAGGGAUUUGACAACAACCAUAAUCAUGGUAUUAUUAGUCCAAAAAGUUUGUCAUACCUCCGAUGCCACAAAAAAAUGUCUACUACUGCUAAGAGUCUAGUUGAAAAAUUUGGUGAAGAAGGUCUUCCAACAGGAAAAGUUGCCAUGAUGUUCAAUGUAGGUGACCAGACAUUUACAAGUAGAGAUUGUUGGAAUCACUUGAGAGAUGUUAGGGGAAAAAAUCUAGAUGCUGGAGAUGCCUCGGCUGUCCUUAAUUAUUGCCAAAAACAAGAAGCUCAAAACUCCAAUUUUUUUUUAUGCAAUUCAAUGUGAUGAUGUUGGCCAAUGGUUAAUUUUUUUUGGGUGGAUGCGUGAUCAAGAAUGACUUAUCAAUACUUUGGGGAUGUAGUGACAUUUGACACAACUUACAAAACAAAUAAGUAUGAUAUGUCAUUUGCUCCUUUUGCGGGGUUAAACCAUCA